This is a messenger RNA of Alligator sinensis (Chinese alligator), 3081 nucleotides long. It is a transcript of the gene ELMO2, whose product is annotated as engulfment and cell motility 2. The record is from RefSeq and is a predicted model, not a curated record. Gene Ontology annotation, biological process: actin filament organization; cell motility. Lineage: Eukaryota; Metazoa; Chordata; Crocodylia; Alligatoridae. The transcript is spliced from 21 exons. The coding region runs from base 488 to 2509 and encodes 673 amino acids.
UCGGGAGCUGGUGUGGGUGGUAGAAGCUGCGGAGAAGGGGCAGGUGCAGGGUACCACUGGGUCAUCCAGGUAGUGGUGGCAGUGUGUGCCUGAGCUCCUUCCUCACCAGCGCUGCGGUGCCAGGGCAGCCCCGAGGGAGGUCAGAGCCAGUGCGGGGAAGCAGUUGCUAUGGCUACGGCCCCCGCAGUCUUGGAGCUGGUCCUGUGGCUUUGUUCCCAGGCAGCCGGGGCUGCUCAGGCACGGCAGGAUCCGAAGCAUCCCUGUCGUUUGGCUUCUGACUGCUGCUGUUCCGUCCGUGGGGGGCUCUGAGCGGGCCAUGGGACACGGAACAGGCUGCCCCGAGGCGCGCUCGUGGUCUCCAGUUCUUCAGCCUCCAGCAGUCGGAGCCAAGGACCCUGCUUCCGGCUGACGGGAAGGAGCAGAGCCCAGCCCGAGGCUGCGGUGGAUGUUCUCCCGCGUCCAGGCAGAGCUGGAGUAGGCUGGGACGAUGCCGCCACCCUCAGACAUUGUGAAAGUGGCUGUUGAGUGGCCUGGAGCCAAUGCCCAGCUACUGGAGAUAGACCAGAAAAGGCCCCUGGCAUCCAUCAUCAAGGAGGUCUGUGACGGGUGGUCACUACCAAACCCUGAGUACUACACACUGCGAUAUGCCGAUGGGCCCCAGCUAUACAUCACGGAGCAGACUCGCUGCGACAUCAAGAAUGGGACCAUCCUGCAGCUGGCUGUCUCCCCGUCCAGGGCAGCUCGCCAGCUGAUGGAGAGGAUCCAGUCACACAGCAUGGAGGCCCGACUGGAUGCCAUGAAAGAGCUGGCAAAGCUCUCUGCAGACGGGACCUUUGCCACAGAGUUCAUCAACAUGGAGGGCAUCACAGUGCUGACACGUCUGGUGGAGAGCGGCACCAAGCUCCUGUCCCACUACAGUGAGAUGCUGGCGUUCACUCUGACGGCCUUCCUAGAGCUCAUGGACCAUGGCAUCGUCUCCUGGGACAUGGUCUCCAUAACUUUCAUCAAGCAGAUUGCAGGGUACGUCAGUCAGCCCACGCUGGACGUCUCCAUUCUCCAGCGGUCGCUAGCCAUCCUGGAAAGCAUGGUGCUGAACAGCCAUACUCUGUACCAGAAGAUAGCAGAGGAGAUCACCGUGGGUCAGCUCAUCUCGCACCUCCAGGUCUCGAAUCAGGAGAUUCAGACUUAUGCCAUUGCCCUGAUCAACGCCCUCUUCCUGAAGGCACCGGAGGACAAGAGACAGGACAAGCUCCUUAACCCGCUAGACCUGCCUGUCACUGAAAUGGCCAAUGCAUUUGCCCAGAAGCACCUGAGGUCCAUCAUCCUGAAUCACGUGAUCAGAGGAAACCGCCCGAUCAAAACUGAGAUGGCGCAUCAGCUGUAUGUGCUGCAGGUGCUGACCUUUAACCUCCUGGAGGAGCGGAUGAUGACCAAAAUGGACCCGAAUGAUCAGGCACAGAGAGACAUCAUCUUUGAGCUGAGGAGAAUCGCUUUUGACGCUGAGUCUGACAGCAACACCGUCCCGGGGAGCGGGACAGAGAAACGCAAAGCCAUGUACACCAAGGACUACAAGAUGCUGGGAUUCACUAAUCACAUCAAUCCAGCCAUGGACUUCACCCAGACGCCCCCAGGGAUGCUGGCCUUGGACAACAUGCUGUACUUGGCCAAGUUCCAUCAGGACACCUACAUCAGGAUCGUCCUGGAGAACAGCAGCCGGGAGGACAAACAUGAGUGCCCAUUCGGGCGCAGCGCUAUUGAGCUCACUAAGAUGCUAUGCGAGAUCCUGCAAGUCGGGGAACUCCCCAAUGAGGGCCGGAAUGACUACCACCCCAUGUUCUUCACCCAUGACCGAGCAUUUGAGGAGCUCUUUGCCAUCUGCAUCCAGCUGCUGAACAAGACCUGGAAGGAGAUGAGAGCAACAGCAGAGGAUUUCAACAAGGUGAUGCAGGUGGUACGGGAGCAGAUCACACGGGCUCUGCCCUCCAAGCCCAACUCCUUGGACCAGUUCAAGAGCAAGCUGCGCAGCCUGAGCUACUCGGAGAUUCUGCGGCUACGGCAGUCCGAGAGGAUGAGCCAGGACGACUUCCAGUCACCGCCCAUUGUGGAACUGAGGGAGAAAAUCCAGCCUGAGAUUCUGGAGCUGAUAAAGCAGCAGCGUCUGAACCGGCUGUGUGAGGGGAGCAGCUUCCGGAAAAUUGGGAACCGUAGGAGACAAGAGAGGUUCUGGUACUGCCGCCUGGCUCUGAACCACAAGGUCCUGCACUAUGGAGACCUGGAAGACAAUGCCCAGGGGGAAGUGACCUUCGAGUCCCUGCAGGAGAAAAUUCCAGUUGCAGACAUCAAGGCUGUUGUCACGGGGAAGGACUGUCCUCACAUGAAGGAGAAAAGUGCCCUGAAGCAGAACAAGGAAGUGCUAGAAUUGGCCUUCUCCAUACUGUAUGAUCCUGACGAGACCUUGAACUUCAUUGCACCUAACAAGUAUGAGGUGAGUGCUGUGGAGACGGGCUAGGAGCGUGCCCAAGUGCUGGAGCCUGAGAGGAACCAGCUCUUCCCCGCUGAGCCUGUUUGCAGCAUCCUCCUGUUCUCUGCUUACUGCCCCCUUCCCUGCAAAGGCCCCGGGGGCGGUUACAGAAACCCAAGGCCUCAUCACAGGAGAGAAGAGCGGGAGAAUAAAGCAGCUCAGCAAGGAUCCAUUAUCCCUGUAACCGGAGCCCCCUGCGCUCCCCCGCCGGGCCCUGCUGGCCCAGGGCUUAGUGCCCCUGCAGCAGAGCCUGUGGGCCUGGGUGCUGUGCUCAGCCACUGGGCAGGCGGCGGGCUUGGCUCCCUGCCCUCCCUGGGGUGGUGGAAGGAGAGCACAGCUUCCUGUGGGCUUUGCCCCUGGGCUGCCGGCCCCCGGCCCCUGCCGUACCGCAUGUGGACGGACGGGCUGCACGCGGGUUCCCCAGCCCCAGGUCCUGGUCUCCCCCGACCCCCGUGCCCUGCGGUACCGCAUCUGGACGGACGGGCUACACGCGGGUUCCCCAGCCCCAGGUCCCGGUCUGCCCCGACCCCCGUGCCCGUGCCCGUGCCCGCGCUGCUGAC